UCCGACGCCAAUAAAGGUGGCAAAGAUACUUCUCAUUGUGCCACGAAAGGAGUUUGACGAUCUACGGCUCAAAGAACUAUUCAUGACUCGGCCUGUUGUCCACAUUGAGAUCUGAAAUUAUUGAAUUUAGAAGUCUAAUUUCUAGAUGACGCACAACUAAUCGCCAUGAACAACCGGAUAUCUUUUAUGUAUUUUUGUUGCCUACGGUGCGAUGUUGCAAGAAUGACUCUCACGUCGUUUUUUUUUUGAAUCAGGCUACAGCAAUACGCACACACGAAGAUGUUACGCGAUUUUUAUCAUGGGCUGGACAGUUGCAGUUUCAGUUGCAAUAGCCGUGCUUUACUACUUUCGUUAGCAUGCAGCACGAAUACAUUACUAAAUUAGACUCAAAGUUAGCUUUUGAAUUUGAACGAAUGUACAUCGACGUAGCGGCGGAGAAAUAUUGACCUCGGCGUUCGCAACAUCGUUUUCCGUCAUUAGCUCACGACGUUUAACGUCUCCUAAGAACUUGAACAUGGGAAUGGGAUUCUUCUUGAGCACGAGUCUUAUUACAACCACAAGGACCUUCGCCUGACCUGAAGCCAAAGUGGCUCGCUGCAAAUACGCACGUAAAAUUGCGCGGGCCUGAGUUGCUUUUUCACGGUGGUCGAUUUCAUCUUGUCCUGCCUCGAAAACAAAUCAGCCCAGUAGAAGACAGCAUCGAUCAUGCGUGCCCGUCGCAAUUCCCAAUUUUCCGAGGACUCGGAGGACCUCCACGUGGGCCCCGGCCACGUCAAUCGCGAACUCCGCGAUGUGACGAGCCAGAGCUUUCCGGCGCCGAGGAUAGGCAAAACGUCGAACAACCGAUUUGAAUUCGACAGCGAGGAGGAGCUGCAUUUCGACCUGGCGGAUGUCGACGCGGACGAGCAGCGGCGGCGGAAAAACCGCGAAGACGCGAGCUUCGUGCAGUGGUGCUUCAUAUUCUCCUGCUGUCUGGUCUUUGCCGGGUUUGUGUUUUUCUUGCUGUCCCUCCGCGCGAACUCUUUGAACAGCCAGAAAUUCACCAGCCCGAGGCCGCCGCACCGAAGAGACGAACUGCUUCCGGCGCGAGAAAGGGCAGCAGCGGCGCAAAAGAAAAUUUCGCCGAAAAGAACAGUGGGAGAGGAUCAUGGUGCGGACAGUACAACAGCUGCUGGUGCUGCCACUCACACUAGCCACAGGAGUAGAGCAGCAAGCCCGAAAAAACCAAACCCGAACGCGAAGGGGAUUCCCCUUUCUGAUAAGCUCAAGGAGGAGUCUUUGGAGCGCGAAAGACUAGCAAAAAAAGAGCAGCACCAAACAGAAGAAGGGGCCCAUCCCCCCACGCAGCACCACAGCCACGGGCCGGACCAGCCCCACCCCAUGUCGCCGGCCCACACGGUAAAUCUGAUGAUGGAGAAGCGCUACGAAAAGCUGGUGAACGCCAUCGCGGACCGGCAAAGGGAACUGGCCAAACAGCCGAAUCCACCGGACGAAAACGACCCGAGUUUCCACCUCAUUCCCGUGCUGAAACACCAGCCGCGGCUGCGCGACGGUAACCUGGACCAUAGAAACGCGCCGCAGCCGGCGCUGACCUCGCCGAGGCAGCGCGUGGACUUUGGGUGGCGGUUCGAGAAUCCGUAUCCCGACCUACGGAACGUCGCGCCCGAAGCGUUCAUGGAGCAGGUGAAAAGCUCGGUCAAGGGAAGAUUUGCGAGCGCAGAGGACCACGUGCUGGACCUGUGUCGAGGCAGAAAAGCCCGGUUGCCGGAUGGCGAGGAAUACGUCAUGUACACGUUGAACACGGCGCAGAUGUGGAGACAAGCCUGCUUCAAUGCGUUUUACACGGUAAUAGAACUGGAGAAAUCUUGUUUUUUUCUAACCAGCCACCUGAAUGUUUAUUUUGCAGUGACUGACGCAUGGUUGUAUCUGCCCUUGUUGACGUGAACCCACCAACCGCGUUUGGUCUAGGAACGAAGCUACGAGUAUGACAAGUGCAAAUCAUUCCUUUACAUAAACAUAAACGAACUAAACUCACCGCACAGGUUUUCACGAAAGAGUACCAGGAGCAGCAGCAAAAUCCGCAACAGAAAGUCCUCCGCUUCGGGGACUUUAUCAAAAGAAAAAAGUUCGUCACGAUCACUCAUGAGCAUUUUUGCAAUACAAAAAAUGCCUGUCAUGCGUAAAAAUGCAUCACAGCCAAACUUCAUAGGAGAUUUCCCUUUGUGUUUCUGCAAUACAAGCAAAAGUUGUGAUGCUAAAAAAAUUUGUAAUGCUAAAUCUCCAAGUUAAUGACUGUGACAAACUUUUUUCUUUCUAUAGACUUUCAAUCACUUCACUUUUUCUUUCCCGACGGCAACUACGCGCCGCAGCCGCACGAGGGGUACCACGUGCCGCAGGGCUUCCCGGUUCCGCGACAGAGCAGCAUCAGGGCCAAUUCCGUGGACCAGAACGAGAUUCUCCGCGGCAUCAACGACAUGCUGGACGACGCGGGGGACGAGAAUUUGGUCUUUCUCACCAUGCACGUGAACCGAAACUUGAAGGAAUACCCUGGGUACGAAGUGCAAACCAUUGCGUUCUACGCCAUGGUCGGCAGAAGAGACAUCCGACCGGUGGAGGAGCAGAGCCGCUGGUGGGGCGCGAGCAGUGACGAGGAGGAUGAGGAGGAAAGGUAUUGAGAAUAUAAGUAUAGUACUUAGUUGCUUCAAUGAGGUUUCAGUCAUGCCGUUCACGUUCUGCAUUUGAAAGGAAGUUGAAGUUCUGCUAGGCAUUAUGGUACGAAUUCAAUUUUUUGAUUUUAUCCAAGAACUCUAGUAAGGCAAGUCAUCGCUCGAGGUUUGAUGUCAUGAUGGUUCAGCGCAACAUGAAAAAAUAUUUUAUCCUCUGCCGCGAAUGCAUUUCCUUUUCCUUUUCCACAACAGCGCCGCAGACCAGCAACACGCGGCUCAGCACAAAAAGCACCACCACUACAAGCCGAAAGUGGGCGGUGGCGUUUGGAAGGUGCAGGUGGCGAAGGACGAGCGGGGGCACGACGUGUGCCCCGGCUCCAUGGUCCAGCUUUUUGACACGCUGAACGAGAUGCGGUUCAGCAUUUGGCCGGAUUUUGACAUCACACUCAUCCUGGACGCCUCCUGGUCGUACGCGACCGGGGAUACCCAGAACGCGGAGUUCACAAAUGAGAACAAGCAGGCCUGGCUGAAGAGCAGCGAGAAGAUGCGGAGGUUUAUGCUGAAGCUGAUGGACCCGAACUUGAGCGACAACCAGAAGCUGCAGAUCCGGGCGCAGAUCCUGGAGGGCGUGAAGACCCCGGGCAGGAAUUGCUACCUGGCCCCAUUACUGGCGAAUCGGUACACAGAUUUGACUCGGAUGUCGGCCGUAACGGACAACUCGGUGGCGAUAUGGGACAAGCACACCUACCCAAACAUGAACGUUCCUGGGUUGUUCCCCGGAAUCAACUACUACAUCUUCUACAUGCCGGAAAUCAAGGCGGGCGAAAGGGGCGAGAGGUUCGAGUACGAGGGGGGAUUUGGCGUGCACGGCAGCCAGGGGCAACAGCAUCAGAAUUUUGUUGGCCCGCCGCACCCCGGCGGCCACGACAUUCAGCAGCAACUUCCGUAUGAAGAUCUUGACGAAGACAGCAGGUACUUUCACGUGGACCAAGAGGGCCAGCAGCAGUUUUACCACGAUCAACAACUACGUGGAACAAACAGUAGAGUACAGAAUCAUGCCUCACAGGAGGAUGAAAACUGGCACCAUUACGACAACCACCAACGGCUCCAACAAGAACAUCACUCACCAGGGCACCACCACCAGAAUCACUAUCACGCCGACGGGAAUCGAAAUCAUGAUGGAAGUAGAACGGAUCAACAUCUGCAAAGUCACGCGGGAAAUCAUGACCGGCAGCACCACCACCCGUACUCGCCGGAAGAAGCGGAGGAGUUUGGUGUUCCCGAGCAUAAUGGACAUGAGGAGUUCUACCACGACAAUGGGCAAUUUUACGACGAACACGACUACGACGAGCAGGAGGAAGCAAGAAGGGAGGAAGAGGAGAACCAAGCAUCUCGUCGACAACAUCUUCAAAAUAGACCUGCGCACGUGGAUCAUACACAGAGAGCGAACUACAAGAGGAGGAAUGGUGGCGACCUGGGUUGAGGAGACGUGCGCGUUUCUUCGAUCUAUGUAUACUUCUUCACGCUGCAUUUAUUCACGAGCACAAGUUGACAACUACAUCUCGACCUUUUCAAUAUUUCCCAUACGAAUUUCAUGCGACAGCACUUCUAGUUCUAACUCAACACCACGCUCGUUGGCGUUUUCGUUCGGCCCCGAACGACGAGGUUAUUCCCCAAAAUGAAAAUAUUAGGAGAGUUGUUCACUCACAAACUUUCAAUCAUCGUAAAGGAAAGCGCAUACAAGCACAGAUGAUUCGACGACAACUCAUCUUUACACGAUGGCACUUUUCUAUAUACACGACUCAAUGUACUGGCUUGAACCACAUGCCGCACAUACUUAGCUGCAAAAUGUACCAGGUUGAGCCGUUUAGAGCGACCCAUAGCGAAAAAUUUUUGCGAGGCGGCUUUUACAUCAAUUCAUUGAGUAAGAAGUUUUCGAACAGAUGCGCGGCAGAUCUCCCGCGGCCUGUGCUGAGCCUUCGAUAUGGACGAUUGUUCAUGAAUGCUCCGCCUCUGCCACCGGGUGGCCUUCUGUCACAGGUGACCCGUGAUGUAGAUGCAAGGC
Molecule: messenger RNA, 4731 nt
Organism: Amoebophrya sp. A120
Lineage: Eukaryota; Dinophyceae; Syndiniales; Amoebophryaceae
Source: the annotation of a GenBank genome assembly